Eruca vesicaria subsp. sativa (arugula) is the source of this 2559-nucleotide messenger RNA. NCBI's taxonomy places the organism in Eukaryota, Viridiplantae, Streptophyta, Magnoliopsida, Brassicales, Brassicaceae. The record is from the annotation of a GenBank genome assembly.
AUGGAGGGAAACUGGAAUCCUAACGAACAAGGCAGAGACUCGCUUGCCAAUAAUUGGAGAUCAACGCAUGAGCCUGAUCUAAGGAAAAGAGUUAUUUUUGCAAUAGUGGAAAAAUUGAAGAUAUGUUUUCCUAACCAUAGCCAAAAUGAUAUUAACAAUACCGCUUUCAAAUUUGAGGACGUGAUCUAUGGCAUGGCCACAGAUAAGAGUGAUUACUUGCGGAAAAUCAGUGAAAAGAUAUUGGUUUUCGACCAAAAAUUCAGAAGUGUGCAAUCUGGUUCUUCAGUCAAUGUACCUAAAACUAAUCAAGAUCCAGGUACAGCAGCACAAGCUCUGAAUCAAGGGGAAUCACUUCCCACCUUGUUGCCAUACACACAGACUCCAACAAGCCAACAGUGGUUUCAUCAAAACAACAAUCAUGAGUCUUCUGGCUUCUCCACUCAAGUCCCUAUAACCGCUGCUCAGAGCCUAAACAUUCAAAUGGGUGAAGGAGUUCAUUCAAAUCUUCUUCUUAGCGGUUCUCAAAGACAGACUCAGGGAAGGCAUCAGUUUUGUUCUCAGCCUCAACAGCAGCCACAGAGUUAUAAAGACAUGUUUCAAUGCCAAGUGGAUCAACAGUUUCAGAAAGAGAAUACCCAUCACUUACAACCUUCUUACACACAGCAGCAGCAGCAGCACCACCAGCAAAGUCUAUUACAACAACCUGUUCAGCAGCAAAUGACUCAUCACACAUCAUUGGCUACUAUUCAGCAGUCCUUUCCUCAGACUUCUGCUCACUCUAGUCUAACAUCAUCAGGCCAACAAAACUCUCAGUUCUUGCCAAGACAUCAGUUUCCAACACAGAGAGUCCAUUCUAGCCAUCAACAGCAGAUGCAUGUGCCGUUCCAGGAACAGAAACAGCAAGAACACAUGCAACUCAUGAGUCAACUGAUGAAUGGUCAAGACACCCUGCAGAAUCAUCUAACAUCACAACCAAACAACUGGGAGCAACAACAAGGAGCUUUUACAUUAUCGUCCUCCCAGCAGAACAACAUUUACAGCUUUCAAGAAAUGGCCCAACAGAAAAAUAACCUCCAAGAUAUGUACCAGCAACAACACCUAUACUCUCACAGUAAUAAUCCUUCAGUCUUUCCCUCACAGCAGCAGAUGUAUAUGCCUAGCUGUCAAUCUGGUAACUUCAGCGCAGGCCAAGUGGUGGGACAAUCUCAACCAAUGAUGCUACAACAAUACCAACCGCAACACCAGCAGCCUCAGAAUAGAAUCUUUCAGCAUGAUACACAAAGGUUUCAAGCAGCAGCAUCUCAAGAUUAUACAGGCAAGACUGCAAAUGCUAAUGGUGGGGACUGGCAGGAGGAGACCUAUCAGAAGAUAAAGGCCCUCAAGGAUAAGUAUUUGCCUGUUCUAAGUACACUGCUCCAAAAAGUAUCUAACAAAUUACAGGAGGUUGAUUCUCUUCCUCAACAAAAGAUGCAACAUGACCCUUUUGAAAAGCUAAGAGCGGGCAAGUCAACGUUGGAACUACUUAUUAUGUUCUUAAAUGUCGGUAGGGACAGUAUAUCAGAGAGUCACAGAAACAACUUUGGUAUGUACGAGGAGCAGGUAUUGAGGUUCACCAAGAAUCAUCACCAGACCAUGACUCAGACAAGUGGUCAUGAUCAAGUCCAUGUGUCCCAGUCUCAUGACAAUGAUCAAAUGAAUAUCACUCCAGCUCGGUCUAGUGUGUUUCAUCAUAAGCACUUUCAUCAUCUCCAGAUGCAACACCAGACCCUGCAGAGGCAGCAGCAGCAUCAGAUACAGAACCAAUCUUCUCCUCAGUUGGUGAACCAAAAGAUUCUUCCUACAACAUUUCACAACACAGGAACCCCAUCACAGUCUCCUGACUCGCCUUUUUUUGCUCCUUCUCCAAAUCUUGGGGAUCUUGAAAAGCCCAUAUCUGUAGACUCCCAACUCUAUACAACAGCUCAGGAGCAGCCUAUUGAUCAUCUGAGAAAAGCUGUGAGUGAAUUUCAAACUGAUAGCUACAAACAGUUCUGUAGCAUGGAAUCUGAAGCUGAUUCCACCGCAUCAUCAGGCUCUAAAGUUCACAAGAUUGAGACUGGUUGUGCCCUCCUGCAAGAAAUCAAAGAGAUAAAUGGGAGUCUUGUAGAGACAAUGUUAAACAUAUGUAAUGAAGAUGUUUCAGGAAUAGUUGUGACUUGUUCUUAUUCCCCUUUGGCUCUCAGUGACACACUUGAAGCUCAUUACAAGUCAGGACAAGUCUCACAGAUUCAGCCGUUACGCUUACUAGUUCCUGUGAAUUAUCCAUACUCCCCUAUACAAAUUCUCGAGAAAGUCCCAUCUGACACUAGUUUACAAAAAUAUGAUGAUUUAUCUGCGAGGACCAGAUCGAGGUUUAGCUUGUCCAUGAAGGAGUUUUCAGAACCGUUGUCUCUUAAGGAAAUAGCUCAAGUUUGGGAUGGUUGUGCAAGAGAGACGAUGGCCGAGUUCGCUGAGCAACAUGGUGGAAGCUCUUUCAGCUCCAUGUAUGGUCACUGGGAGUCUGUUCUAGGAGCUUCCUGA